Messenger RNA from Owenia fusiformis, 5032 nucleotides. The record is from the annotation of a GenBank genome assembly. NCBI's taxonomy places the organism in Eukaryota, Metazoa, Annelida, Polychaeta, Sabellida, Oweniidae.
CCCCCGCGAAGCAAGAGGAAAGUCAUGAGUGCAUUCUUAUUUGCCGCCCUCUGCCAUAGAUCUAUGCAGCUGAAUAAACGCCAUAUUGGUGAAUUCUUUUCUGUGGACUUUGCACCCCUUCUAUGUAGUCUAUCGCAACUCAAAUCGAUUAAAAAGGGGGAGGCAAGAUGUCUAGCCAGGCCCCCAUAGCAGCUGCGACAAGUCGGGAUUUAGCUGCACCUAUACAUAUCCAGAGAGUUGAGAAGGCACUCAAUCUAAACCCUUUGCUCAACUAUGUUGAGGGGAUGCUCAAUGACCCUAUCAGUGGAGAUGAGAUGGGAGACUCAGAGUCUGAUGUGACAAAAGACUCAGAUACUGACUUGGAAGGCAAUCAGAUCAUCCAAGGUGUUGUUAUACCUAAGGCUGAAAGGAGGGCUGAUAAAGCACACAUGUAUAACUUCAGCAAAGUGAAGAAGAGUAGAAAAUGGCUGAAGAAUAUCCUACUGAGUGACACAUCAUCAGACGAGGAGUCUGCACCUAUCACUGUUGACAACCUGCAUACUAUGUUAAAGCUGCAUAAGUUACAAAGGGGCAGUCAGAGUGAAUUUUACAGAGACAAAGAGAUGCAGCAGUACCAAUACUACAGUGUAGGCCUGCUUAGUCAGCAAGACAAGUUCUACCAGCAACAGAAGCUUAUUGUUGGGCCCAAGAAGAAAUUAGCCAAAGAACAAAAGAAAUUAAUGAAAGCCAAAAUGAAGAAAUCUGAAGAAGAACUUAGGAGACAGGAAAUCCAAAUCAUGCAAAUGCAAGAGAAUGGUGAGAUUGAUCCAGAAAUUAUCCGAGCUUUUCUCGCUCAGAAACAACAACAGGCUCAUGAAGCACAAAUGUUUGCUCAAAAAUCCAAAGAUCCAAAAACCAAAAAGUUCACGCCAGAACAGAUUGCGGCGAAACGUCGUCGAUUGUGGGUGGGAAUGAUGAAAAAAGAGGUCAGCAAAGCCCAGAAAGCAAGAGCAUCAGCCAGGAAAGAAAUGUUACAAUUGCAUAAAAAAGUAGCUAAAGAGUGUGUGAAAGAGAUGCGUAAAAGUGCCAUGCAAUCUCAAAGAGUUGUCAAGGAAACACCAAUGAGAGCACGACGCCUAACGCGGGAGGUGAUGACAUACUGGAAGAGGUUUGAAAAGGUUGAGAAAGAGACAAGGAAGAAGGCCGAGAAAGAAGCACUCGAACAAAGAAAAAUGGAUCUCAACUUGAAAGAAGCCAAGCGUCAACAACGAAAACUCAACUUUUUAAUUACACAAACAGAACUGUUUUCCCACUUUAUGAGUCGUAAGAUAACUGGGGAGGGAGAUGAGAAGAAGGAACAGAUCCUGAAACGUCUUGAAGAUACUGCUGUGGAUAAGACCAAAGAGAUUGGAAGUGGGAAUAUUAUUGUUGAUCAAUAUGCAGAUGAUUAUGAUCAAGUGGGGGUGAAGAACCGUGCCAUGAACCGUGCCAAUGCUGCCUUAAUGCAACACAAAUCCAAGACAUUGAUGUUUGACAAUGAAAUAGCCAAGAUACAGGGCAAGGAGGAACAGACCCUUGAGUCCAGUUUAGCCAACCCUGACUUCCACUCGGAGGACAUGCCUCAACCAAGUAUAUUUGAGGGCACACUUAAGGCAUAUCAGCUGAAGGGAAUGAACUGGUUGCUAUCUCUGUAUGACCAAGGUAUCAAUGGGAUUCUAGCUGAUGAGAUGGGUUUGGGAAAAACUGUGCAAUCCAUAGCAUUUCUGGCUCAUUUGGCGGAGUCGCAAUCAAUAUGGGGACCAUUUAUGGUGAUAGCUCCAGCUUCAACACUUCACAAUUGGCAGCAGGAAUGUGCUAAAUUCAUCCCCUCAUUAAAAGUAGUGCCAUACUGGGGAAACACAUCAGACAGGAAAACCCUCCGCAAAUUUUGGCAGGGUGAAAACAUGCAUAGUAAAGAUGCUCCGUUCCAUAUUGUGAUUACAAGCUAUCAAUUGGUGAUUCAAGAUUUCAAGUAUUUCAAUCGCAUUAAGUGGCAGUAUAUGGUACUAGAUGAGGCACAAGCAAUCAAGAGCAGUGCAAGUGUACGCUGGAAGCAGCUCCUGGGAUUCUCCUGUAGAAACAGGCUGCUAUUGACAGGUACACCCAUACAGAACUCCAUGGCUGAACUGUGGGCCUUGCUUCAUUUCAUCAUGCCUACAAUGUUUGACUCACAUGAUGAGUUCAACGAAUGGUUCUCUAAAGACAUUGAAAACCAUGCUGAGAAACAGUCAGGAUUUGACGAAGCCCAACUCUCAAGACUUCACAUGAUUCUCAAGCCAUUUAUGUUACGUCGGGUGAAGAAAGAUGUUGAGAACGAACUGCUGGGAAAGAUAGAGAUCCUUGUGUAUUGUCCACUGACUACCAGACAGAAGAUGCUGUACCAAGGAAUAAAGAACAAGAUCUCCAUUGAGGAGUUGAUCCAAUCUGCCUCUAGCUCUACCUCCACUAGUAGUCUCAUGAACCUCGUCAUGCAAUUCAGGAAGGUGUGUAACCACCCAGAGCUAUUUGAAAGACGAGACAUCAGGACCCCAUCAUACACUAUGAGAAUAAACCCUUACACAUUCCCGAAGCUUAUUUACAGAGAUGGGAUCAUUGAGACCAGUCUUCCAAGCAAACAAAGGAUCUUGUACAAUAUGUUUUACAUCCAUAAUCCUCAACAUAUACAUGAGAGUCUCAACACACAGUCAGAUACAGAUGAGACCAAUAACAGAGUGGAAAGUUGCUUCUCAUUUACACGUUUCAUCAAUAUGUCGGCCCAGGAAUUGUACCAUAUGAUGCAUGGGGGUCUGCUGACUAGGUGGUUGGCUGUAUUUCUCUGGUUGAAGGAGGCAUACACCAUACAGCACAUGGCAACAUGGGCAGCUCAGCCACUCAAACAGAUCAGAUAUUUAGAACGCAGAUCAUUCCUGCUUGAGCCAAUAUCUACUACACAUUACACAAAUGUAUCCACUUCAAAGAAUCUCCAGUGUCAUAUAUUUACAAGCCACCAGUCUAGCCUGUACACCCAUUGCAGUCACACUCUUCAGUAUCACCCAGAGACCCUGGGCCACCGGAAGAUUAGAUCUAGGAGGUUUUCAACCCGCGGUAGCGUGGGAAAACCACCUACUUCUCCUACCAAGAAAGUGCCAACUUCACCCCUCAAAAAAGCUUCAAAUCCUGGUGCCAACCAAGAUGAGAAUCCCCUAGUCCCUGAACAUGUACAUACACCUCGAUCUCCUAAAGUACUAGAUCUCAUGCCAACAUAUAUACCAGCAUUCCUCUACUAUACUAUACCUAAGGCAUUCUGCAAGGAUAUCAGUUGGUACUGUGAUGAUCGUAUGGCAGAGUGGGAGCGUCAACGUGACAAUCUGUGUGGUACUAAGUCUGCCCAUGAUAGUCUCAUGUAUGGCUCCACCGAGAUUGCAGAGCAGGUGCGAUGGUCUUCCUGGUACUUCUCACCCACACAGCCUGGAGGCUUUUAUGGUAUCCAUCCCAAACAUGGCUUCUCUAAUGUACUCAUACCAGAUAAAGAAACCCUGAUCAGAGAUGCAGGGAAGCUUGAAGUGCUGGAUAGUUUACUUGCAAGACUCAAGGCAGAGGGACAUAGAGUGCUUAUAUACUCACAGAUGACCCGGAUGAUAGAUCUGCUAGAGGAGUAUAUGUGGCACAGAAAGCACAAGUACAUGCGGUUAGAUGGCUCCUCUAAGAUUUCAGAUAGGCGUGACAUGGUAGAGGACUUCCAGACCAAGAGUGACAUAUUUGUGUUCCUGCUUAGUACACGUGCUGGGGGACUGGGGAUCAACCUCACUGCUGCGGACACUGUGAUAUUUUAUGAUAGUGACUGGAACCCUACAGUUGACCAGCAGGCCAUGGACAGGGCCCACAGACUCGGGCAGACGAAGCAGGUCACUGUGUACAGGCUCAUCACAAAGGGAAGCAUAGAGAUGAGGAUCUUAGAGAGGGCUAAGGAGAAGAGUGAGAUCCAGCGUAUGGUAAUCAGUGGAGAGAAUUUCAAGCCAGAUGUUCUCAAGGCAAAGGAGGUGGUUUCCCUACUGUUGGAAGAGGAGGAACUCACAACAAAAGUGAAACAGAAAGAUGCUGAUCGGAAGCAGAAAGAGGAACAAUUAAAAGCGAAAGAUCGUAUGCGUAAACGAGAGCAAUAUCAUGCAAAGAAAUCUGGUGUAUUACUACCAAAGAACAAGCCAGGACGUAAGAGGAAACAACCAACUGAGGAGACUGCUAUAGCCAACAGUGCCUCUAACACUACCUUAUCCUCUCAGGGGGAACCAUCCAUCUUUAACUAUGAGUCAAGCUCAGCUGCAGCCAGUCCUCAGAGUGUGAAGUCAUUGGGUGGUGAGCAUGCCAGCUUUAGUUUAGUAGGAGAUGAGGAUAGUAAUGAUGGAAUGCUAAUUGUUGAUGACCAAGCUGCCUUCACAGGUGACACAAGCAGUACACCACCACCCACCAAGCGAGGGGGUUUAGCAAGGGGCCGUGGCAAGAAAACUCCAACUGGAGGGGGACGUCGACCUAGAGGGAGAGGCAGUUUACGUAAAGCCAUAUCAGCUGCUGAGAUUGCAGGGAAACAAGCAGCAAAAGAAGCUGCUUAUGCUGCAUAUGGCUAUAGCUUACAAGGUUCUAAAACAAGUAACCAGGGCGAUUCAUGACACUCCAAUCGGAAAUGAGAUACUACAAACUAAAACAUCUGUUUGACACUCCAUUGUGUAUCAUGACACUCCUGAAGGUGAAAAUACAUCAUGUGGGGAUAAUGUCACACUAGGGUGAAAUAUGACACUCCUAAAUGAGGGGUAACACUCCAAAGUGUGAUUGUACACUCCAACAUGAACUGUGACAUUCUGAGUGAAAUGAGACACUCAACAAGAUAUCUGAAGGUGACACUCUUACAUGAGAUGUGACACUCUUACAUGAGAUGUGACACUCUAACAUGAGAUGUGACACUCUAACAUGAGAUGUGACACUCUAACGUGAGAUGUAACACUCUAACAUGAGAUGUGACACUCUAACAUAAGAUGUGACA